Molecule: messenger RNA, 1407 nt
Organism: Puma concolor (puma)
Lineage: Eukaryota; Metazoa; Chordata; Mammalia; Carnivora; Felidae
Gene: TRIML1
Product: tripartite motif family like 1
Molecular function (GO): protein binding
Source: RefSeq, a predicted model, not a curated record
AUGUCUACAGCAGAUUUGAUGGAGAAUCUCAGGGAAGAACUGACCUGUUUCAUCUGCUUGGACUAUUUCACCAGCCCGGUGACCACUGAGUGUGGGCACAGCUUUUGUCUGGUGUGUCUCCUGAGGAGCUGGGAGGAACACAGUACUCCUUUAUCUUGUCCUGAGUGCUGGAGGGCCUUGGAGAGUCCACACUUCCAGCCCAAUGAGCGUCUGGGGAGGCUGGCUGGCAUCGGCAAACAGCUCCGAUCCCAGGUGCUGCAGAGCGAGGGCGGACAAGGCGGCUCUGGGAGAAUGCUGGCAGUCGCUAAGGCUUUUUCUGAUGAGCAGCAGGGUGUAAACGCUUUCUUAACCCAGUGUCACGGAAUAAACAGAUUGUAUCCCUCCAGUGAGGCUGAGGAGCGUCACAAAGAGAAACUCCAGGAAGUCUUAAAUCUUUUGCGUAAAAAGAAAAAGGAAACUCAGGUUGUAUUAUCCCAUGAGAAGGAGAGAGUAACACUGUGCAAGGAAGAGACAAAGGCCUGUAAGCAGGUUGUUGUGUCAGAAUAUGUAAAAAUGCACCAGUUUUUGAAGGAGGAGGAACAACUACAGCUCCAGUUACUGGAAAAGGAGGAAAGGGAGAACAUGAAGAAGUUGAGGGACAAUGAGAUCAAGCUGACCCAGCAAAUAAGAAGCCUAAGCAAGAUGAUUGAGCAGAUAGAGUCCACCUGUCAGCGCUCCACUUUAGAAUCUUUUGAGGAUGUGAAAGGAACACUGGAAAGGAGUGAGCCACUCUUGCUCCAGUGUCCAGAGGCGACCGCCACGGAACUGAGUCUGUGCCGCAUCACUGGAAUGAGGGAGAUGCUAAAAAAAUUCAGCACGGACAUAACUCUGGAUCCAGCUACAGCCAAUGCCUAUCUUGUCUUGUCUGAGGAUCUGAAAAGCGUGAGACAUGGAGGAAUCCGACAGCACUUACCCGACAACCCAGAACGAUUUGACCAGUCUGCAACUGUGCUGGGCACUCAGAUAUUCACCUGUGGGAGACACUACUGGGAGGUGGAGGUGGGCAACAAGACCGAGUGGGAAGUGGGCAUUUGCAAGGACUCCGUGAGCCGAAAGGGCAAUCUCCCGAAGCCACCUGGGGACCUCUUCUCACUUAUAGGCUUAAAAAUUGGAGAAGAUUAUAGUCUUUGGGUCUCAUCACCUUUAAAAGGUCAACACGUCCGAGAGCCUGUGCAUAAGGUUGGCGUUUUCUUAGACUACGAGUCUGGACACAUAGCGUUCUACAACGUGACAGAUGAGUCCCUCAUCUACAGCUUCCCUCCAGCCUCUUUCCAAGAGGCUCUCAGGCCGAUCUUCUCCCCUUGCCUCCCAAAUGAAGGGACGAACACGGGCCCUCUUACCAUCUGCUCACUGAACAGUUAUGUCUGA